Molecule: messenger RNA, 3105 nt
Organism: Ictalurus punctatus (channel catfish)
Lineage: Eukaryota; Metazoa; Chordata; Actinopteri; Siluriformes; Ictaluridae
Gene: pex14
Product: peroxisomal biogenesis factor 14
Exons: 9
Coding region: 130-1272 (380 amino acids)
Biological process (GO): protein import into peroxisome matrix, docking
Cellular component (GO): peroxisomal membrane; peroxisomal importomer complex
Molecular function (GO): signaling receptor binding
Source: RefSeq, a predicted model, not a curated record
AAAACCGCGUGCAUACGCGCACUUGCGCGGCUCUGGAUUGACUAUACGGCCUGCCCCAGGCUCGACUAACCGCUGCUGCAUUCACUUCACCUUGUACUCUAUGUAACUCUGUACAGGCUGGAUUGGAAGAUGGCAUCCUCGGAGCAGUCAGAGCAGAGUGGACCUCCAGGCAGAGAAGAUGCUCCGCCACGGGAAGCUCUGGUUGCUACAGCGGUGAAGUUCUUGCAGAACCCCAAAGUUCGCCAGAGUCCAUUGGCUACCAGAAAAGCUUUCCUAAAGAAAAAAGGUUUGACCGAUGAAGAGGUGGAGUUGGCCAUCCAGCGCUCUGGCAGUGUUGAGGAAGCACUGGCUCUGAGUCCAUCAGGACCGCCUCACAUCAUUCACAGCCCGCCGCUUGCUCCGGUACCGCACAGUCCCCCUGGUUACAGAUGGAGAGACUACGGUGCCCUGGCCAUCAUCAUGGCAGGAAUGGCCUUUGGCUUCCAUCACCUGUACCGCAAAUACAUCCUUCCCCUCAUUAUGGGCAGCAAAGAGGACAAGAAGCAUCUGCAGAGGAUCGAGAGCAGCAUCGUCGACAUGAGUGGCACGCUGACACAGACAGUGACCCAGUUGCAGACAACUUUAGCCUCAGUGCAGGAGUUGUUGGUACAGCAGCAGAAGAAGAUCCAGGAGCUGUCUCAGGAGCUGGCUAACUCUCAGGCCUCCUCCACUACCAACCGCAUGUUGGAGUCUCAAAGCAUCAGUGAGCUGAAGGCUGAGAUCACUUCAUUAAAGGGGCUUUUGCUCAGCAGGAGACAGUUCCCUGCUUCUCCGUCCCUCCCCAAAAUCCCGUCCUGGCAGAUCCCUCUAAAGACGGGUGCGCUGUCCAACUCUCCCUCAGUCAAUCACACCAACAGCAGCAGUGACAUCUCACCGGUCAGUAACGAGUCGGCCAGUUCCUCUCCUGUCAAAGACGGCCACAGCUCACAGGGCAGCGUGUCGUGCUCCCUUAGCUUGAAUGGAGAGGCUGGUCUGGGCCCCAUGCUCGUCCUUGACCUGAAGGACCAGGUCCGCAUGGAGGUCCAAGGAGAGGAGGAGAGGAAAGAAGACGAAGAAGAAGAAGAAGAAGAGGAGGAGGAAGGGGAAGGCGAUGGCGACGUGACCCACGUGGACGAAGAGGAGCACCUGAGCGUUCAGACAGAAGACAGGAGAGGCGGAGACGGACAAUUUAACGAGCAAGUGGAGAAGCUGAGGCGUCCUGAGGGGGCCAGCAACGAGAGUGAGGUGGAUUAGGAAAGAGUUUUUACCGCUCCUUUUGCUUUAUAUUCUCUCUUCCUCCGUUUCCCGUUUGAUUUUAGUUCGAUCCUGUCAUCCACAUUUAAUUCUGAAUCACAGCCACAUAGUUCAGUGGGAAGAAGCAAAUGGGGUGUAAUCUCUUCAUUCGUGUUCAGUGCCCUCAUGCCGUGACUUUUCUUUUCAACAUACGCACUGAAGUACCAGCUCAGACGUUCUUGCGUGCCUGGGCAAGCACAGUACAUAACGUACAGUGUGGAAUUAGACGGUGACAGAAUUACGACCUUAUAUGUAUUAUUAAGCAAACAUUGCGUGCUCAGCCGUUUCUCUCGUCGUUUCAGACUAGUUCUUUCCCCUGACAGUAAUAUGUGUAGUUUCUCAUAAUGUCCAGGAUAAUGUCUGUACCGAGUCCAUACUGUAUAUCCAUGUAAUUCUGUAUUUAAUUCUAAACUAAAGCCUACAACAACAAAUCCUGGACACCAAAGAAGCUUUACCAGUCACGUGACCUAAUUUUGCAUUUCCGAGCAGCUCGAUAUUUGCAGCCACCGUGAGCCUCCAUCUUCUUGUCUGGACUUUAAAUAUCUGUUCAUUGCUCGCUGUGCUCUCUCAGCAUAACGUAACGUCGAGCCGCAGCAGCUAGCACGUCUGGGGGAAGUCCUUGUAAUUUCCGAUUAUAAUGAUGAUGGGUUUACUUCCUGGUGGUGUUGAGAAUCGGAGAGCACCGAGGAGGCAGUGUGUGAGUGAGGACUGCAGACAGACACACAACAACGGUGAAAAGAAGUACGCCUCUUCGCUUACGUCUCUCCCGUUUCCAACUGGGCAACUGAUUUGGUUUAUGAAGUAUCUUAAUAAUCAAAUGAUCGACAAAUAACAGAUGUAUUAGUUCAUGCAGCUUGAAAUGUCAAGGAGGCUAAAAUCGCAAAUCUAAUACCGAAAGCCUGUUCUAUCGUAUUAUAUUACAUGACAAAGCCUCCAGUCCAAAUUAUACGGGCCUCCCACAGUGAAUAAUCUUAACAUGAAAUGAUGCCGGGGCUUUGUAAUUAAACCAUGUAAAACAAUGGAUGCUUCAGCAGAGGUGCCGACAAUUGAGCUUCUCUCUUUGUGGGGCUUUUUCUGUCUAAGUCACAAGGAAAAAGAUAGAGUUUAAAAAAUAAAAAAAAUUUUUAAAAAAAAACCCCACAGCUGAUGCAAAUGGAGAGUAACGUAUGAAUACUUAACUAAUAGAAUUACUCACUCGCCAGCUGAUGAGAAAAAAAGCAAGAAAGAUCCUGGAGAGAGAAUUAGACACGUCUGCUCCGCUCUGACAUUUUCACUUUUAACAAAUGGCCUUCAGAGUAAUGUGAUUAUGGCCCAAGCAGGUGAAGCAUUGUGGGCUGUGGCAGCGGGUGCUGAGCUGCUCCACCACGGAGGAUCUCCGCCUGCCUGACAACAUGCAUCUCGUUAUGGUCUAGAUUAGAGAUGACUUGUACCAGUGGACUAUGAAGAGAUAUUCCUGUGACGUAUGAUCGUGAAUAAGAACGUCUGAUAUACUGUAAUACCCGGUUAUAAUUUUUAAAAGCUUACUAAUAAUUAGAAACAAUUGGGUGAACCGCGAGGGAAUCCGUUUGAACUGUUGGGCAGUGAUAGUGACUGCGAGGAAGCCUGGAAAGUUGUGCCACAUACCAUCAGCGUGUGUGCACUUGUUAAUGUGCGUAUUCGUUCAUGAUGAACUUCUGACUGUAGUGCUCGGUGGCGAGAAUUGACAGCGAGUAUGAUACGCAGUGAAAUUCUGAUAAAGAGCAAUUUUAAGAGAGUAAAUGUAAAUAUUUGUAAUAAAAUCGAUUGAACACCUGC